Messenger RNA from Colossoma macropomum (tambaqui), 2889 nucleotides. Its product is annotated as lysyl oxidase homolog 4. The transcript is spliced from 15 exons. Gene Ontology annotation, cellular component: membrane. Gene Ontology annotation, biological process: peptidyl-lysine oxidation. The record is from RefSeq and is a predicted model, not a curated record. Lineage: Eukaryota; Metazoa; Chordata; Actinopteri; Characiformes; Serrasalmidae. The coding region runs from base 171 to 2822 and encodes 883 amino acids. Gene Ontology annotation, molecular function: protein-lysine 6-oxidase activity; copper ion binding.
AUUGGGGAGUGAGAAAGAGAUAGAAGGUGGGACUUAGGAAGGAGAGAGAGAGAGAGAGAGACAGAGAGAGAGAGAGAGAGAGUGAAGAAGCAGGACCAAAAGCCUGAAGCUUCCUCUCCUUUUCUCAGUCUGGGCAGAACACCUCACAGGAGGCACUAAGGCAGACAGAGAUGAUGCUGACCUUUCCACUCGCAUUCUGCGUUCUGCUCCUGCCCGUCGUCGCCGGGGUGCCACCGGGGUUCAAGGUGCGCCUGGUAGGCGGGAGGCACCUGUAUGAGGGCCGUCUGGAAGUGUUCUAUAACGGCGCGUGGGGCACGGUAUGUGAUGAUGAGGUCAACAUCAAUCUGGCCAACGUGGUGUGCCGUGAGCUCGGGUACGCACAAGGCCUCACCUGGGCACACAGUGCCAAAUUCGGAGAGGGUCGAGGUCCAAUUUGGCUGGACAAUGUCAUGUGUACGGGCACUGAAAGCUCAUUAUCUGACUGUCGCUCUAAUGGCUGGGGAGUAAGUGACUGCACUCACGGUGAGGACCUGGGGGUGGUGUGUAGCCCAAACAGUCUACAACAGGGCCACGCUCCCCGAUACAGCGACCCAGCCCAAUCUGCGGUCACUCCGGCCCGACCGCCACCCGACAUCUCGAACAGCCCUGACAGCUCCCUCUCCAGGAGAGGGCAUGAAAUAGCCCUGAACCGCAACACCCAUCGUGCCUCUUCAGCCUCCUCCCCACAACUAACCGGACAUCAGAUCCAGCUACGCAGAAACUCAGGCUCUCGCAGACAGGAGAGCGCCAUGCCAAGAGGACACCUGCUGCCCGAUCAUCUGCGCAACAGGGUGAGCUACAGGCAGAACCAGGAUGUGCAUCCCAGACCAGCUACCCAGUCGGUCCGGCAAACCUCACAGCCGUCCGUCUACGGGAGGUCAUCCCCAGCUCCUAUAAACAGUCCAGAGCCAUCCUACCCUGACCUGGAGAACGACAACAGAAUGAACACGGACUUCUCCAACACUGUAGAGCAGCCUGCAGGGAAGGUGAGUCUGGAGGAGGUUCGUCUCCGCCCCGUCUUGUCCAGCACCCGAAGCUCCGUCAUGAUAACAGAAGGGGUGGUUGAAGUGAAGCAUGCUGGGAGAUGGAGGCACGUGUGUAACCUGGGCUGGGACCUCAGCAGCAGCAGGGUGGUGUGUGGGAUGCUGGGAUACCCAGCAGCUGAACAACACAAGGAGCACUUGUACAAGAAACAGUGGGAUUCCAAACUGGAAGAUCCAGCCAUGCGUUCUCUGGUCAGUAAGAAGGGUUACUGGGUGGAGAAGGUCCAGUGUUUGGGCAGUGAGAACUCCUUGGCACAGUGCCAGGCUCAGCUGUCUAUCCCCCGCAGUGAGGUGCCGUGUAACGGGGGCAUGCACGCCGUGGUGCGCUGUGUACCUGGACCACAGUUCUCCCGACUCUCCGCCUCCGGGCAUCCCCAAGCCCCGACCUCCACACAGGUGGUGCGUCUGAAGUCUGGCCCCAGGCUCGGAGAGGGCCGAGUGGAGGUGCUGAGGGAGGGGAAGUGGGGGACCGUGUGCGAUCAUCUCUGGGAUUUAACAGCAGCCAGCGUGGUGUGCAGGGAGCUGGGCUUCGGCACAGCCAAAGAAGCCCUCAGAGGUGCACUCAUGGGCCAAGGUACCGGUCCGAUCCAUAUGAACUCAGUGCAAUGUACAGGCCAGGAGAAGUCCAUCACAAAGUGCCAGUAUCAGCAGGUUCCUCUCAGGACCUGCAAGCACACUCAGGAUGUUUCUGUACGCUGCAACGUCCCCAAAACUGGCCUAGGAGCCAAAGUGCGGCUUGCAGGUGGGCGGGAGGCUACGGAGGGCAAGGUGGAGGUCUUAAUGGAGGUGGGCGGAGUUCAGCGCUGGGGGGCCGUGUGCAGUGAGAACUGGGGAAUUAAUGAAGCCAUGGUGGUGUGCAGACAGCUGGGCUUUGGUUUUGCCUCCAGAGCCCACCAGGAGACGUGGUACUGGCCAGGGAACCCAGACUCUGCGGAGAUUAUACUAAGUGGAACUCACUGUAUUGGGACGGAAAUGUCCAUCCAGCAGUGCCGGAGCAACGGACAGGUGUACUGUCCUCGUGGGGGUGGAUCAAAGGCCGCCGGUGUCACCUGUGUGGACACGGCACCGGACCUGGUGCUGGAUGCUCAACUGGUCCAGGAGACAGCAUACCUGGAGGACCGUCCGCUGCACCUGCUCACCUGCGCCCAUGAGGAGAACUGCCUGUCAUCCUCUGCCUAUCGCAUGCACUGGCCCUAUGGCAGCCGCCGCCUGCUGCGCUUCUCCUCCAGAAUCAUGAACCUGGGCCGUGCCGACUUCCGCCCGAGAGCGUCCCGGGAAUCCUGGGUCUGGCACCAGUGCCACAGACACUACCACAGCAUUGAGGUGUUCACGCACUACGACCUCCUGACCAUGAACGGAACGAAGGUCGCAGAGGGUCACAAAGCCAGCUUCUGUCUGGAGGACACCUACUGCCCUGAGGGCCUGUCGAAGCGUUAUGCCUGUUAUAACAUGGGGGAUCAGGGCAUUUCUGUAGGCUGCUGGGAUACCUACCGCCACGACAUUGACUGCCAGUGGGUCGACGUGACCGAUGUCAAGCCAGGAGAUUACAUCUUCCAGGUUGAAGUUAACCCCUCGCUGGACAUGGCCGAGUCAGACUUCGAGAACAAUGUAAUGCGAUGCAGAUGCAAGUAUGACGGAGGGAGAGUCUAUCUGUACGGAUGUCACGUAGGUGAUGCCUACAGCGCAGAGGUGGAGGACCUGUUUGAGCACCAACGCCAGAUUUCUAACAAUUUCCUUUAGUGGAGAUCAGAAGAACUGGACAGCAAAAAAAAAAUAAAUAAAUAAAAACAGGACUUUCGCUCCUUCG